UCUAUGCGAAAAGUUUGUCAGGUAAAAAAAAAAUAAGGAAAAUAAAGGAAUUAAUAGUCAAAACAGAUCGAUCAAAGUGAAAGGAAGCACACAGACUGCACAGAUGAACUCAAAGGAAAAGGAGGUAAAAGGCAAAGGAGAAGGAAAAGAAGAAGAUAGAUUUCGACAAAUUCUUCGCAUCAUAAAUGAUAAUGUUAGUUAUGAUUGGAGGAUAGUGGCAAAAAGUCUAAAAUUUUCCAAAAUAGACAUUGCGGAUAUUGAAAAAACUAGCGGCAAAGUUGAAGAGCAAUCUUGGAAUAUGUUGACAAAAUGGAGAGGUGAUAGGAAAUUAAACGGACGUAUAUUAAAUGACAUUUUAGACGCAUUAAAAGAAUGUAGAUUCAAUAGAUUAGCUGAUUUAACUACCAGAAUUGCUUUUUCUCAAUCUUCAAUUGACGAUAUUUUAGCACUUCAUGUAGAGAGAGAAAUUCGCAUGAGAGAUAUUCUCCUUAAAGUGACUGAUAAUGUUCACAAUGAGUGGCGCCGAUUAGCAGUUUCUUUACGCCUAAAUAAAGCAGAUAUUGCAAAAAUUGAGACAUCCUUCUCCGGUCGAACAAGGGAGAAGUGCAUGAGGGCUCUCUACAAAUGGCGUUCUCUAGUUGGAUUACAAGAAUAUAAGGCCUCAUCUGUAAUAAGAGCAUUAAAAGAAUGCGGCUUACAGGAGGCCGCAAACGAAAUUUCCCGAGGUCCAAUUUGUGAAACUCGUCGAAGAAAGAAGGGAGAAUUACUUGUGCAAUUAAGAGGCGAGUCAGAUGAUAAGGACAAAGCUUUUAAGAAUUACGCUCUAAAUAAAGUUUUGCUUCGAUUAUUGGACGCUCUGGAAGAACAAGAUAAAAUAGGUACCCAUCCUAUAGUCUCACUCUUUCAAGACAACAGACGAGUAAUACUUGAUCAAGUGAGUAGGGUUGGAGCCUAUUUGUCAGUCAUCUGCUCUACAAAGUCUGAUGUACGCUCUUUAUACGAACUAUAUAAAUCUGGAGAGUUGCAAGCGAAAGUCAACGAGAUAUUAGUAACUGAUGAUAUCAUGGAGGAGCUAGGUGGGAAAAAUUUUUCUCUCAAGGUUUCCAUUAGCGAACAAGAGCAGAAAUUAUGUGAAGGAGAAUUACCAUUAAAAUUCGAUAAUAGUAUGAAUGAAUAUUUUGAGGCUUUACCAUCCAGUAGAACGAAUCGUCGUAAAAUCGAUCCCGUCAAGCCUGAAUGCGUUAAAUAGUAAUGAAAUUGACACCCUCACUUGCUUACUAAUUAGUUAUCGACUGCUUGCACGUCGCGAUUUGGUGUAUUUCUUGAUUGAAAUACUUUUCGACUCUCUUUAACUGAACCUAAACCAAUAGCUGGAUUAAAAUUGUGAAGAUAGAAGGAUUUCGAAUACGUUGAUCUCUGAAUAAUAAAAAUGAGUUUUCAAAACUAUUAAUAAAUAACUAUUUACAGUAUA
Molecule: messenger RNA, 1471 nt
Organism: Dimorphilus gyrociliatus
Lineage: Eukaryota; Metazoa; Annelida; Polychaeta; Dinophilidae
Source: the annotation of a GenBank genome assembly